UAAGUUUCUCGUGUGUGUUCAAUUUUUGUAUUUUUGGGUAAACAAAUAAUGUUCUAACCUGCGGAGGAAAGAUUGUAAGUGAGAAUCUAAGACAAAGAUGAGCAUGGAGGAUGAUUGGGAUGUGGAGCAACAUAAAGUGGAAUAUGAGUCUGACGAGCACUGGGAGUUACGGCGUAAAUUUUUGCUGACCCACAAAGAUAAGUUUCCUGAAGAUGUGCUCGUCUGUUUAGCUCAAGUAUUCGUCAAUGUCGAACUAUUAGGAUGCAGAUAUCCACAAGAAACGAUGAAUUUAGUUAAAGAAUUAUCGCAAGAUGUUGCGGCUGAAUAUAGAGAAAAACAAAAAAAAAAGUUACAAAGAACAUUUGUGGCAGCAUCAGAGGCAGCUAGUUCUAAGGUGAAAGGAUGUACUGCUAAAACAUCUACUGUCACAGAAGAAUCUAUACCGAAUAUGCCUAAUACUAUAUCAAGUACAACUAAUCAUACUGAUCAAUCUCAUAAAAAGCGUUCUAAAAAAAAUAAAAAGCUCAAAAUUGAGAAGAAAUCACUUCCUAAUGUUACAAAAGAACCUAUAUCCAGUACAAUGAAUUACAACUACCAAUCGUGCGAAAAACCUGAUAUCGAAGAGAAACUGUCUAAAAGAAUAAAAACAGAAGAAAAUAUCUCGUUUAAAAAUCAAAAUCAUCCAUAUAAAGACAUUGUUCUGUGGAAAAAGUCAGAUAAUGAUAAUGCGGUAAAUAUACUAGAAAUGUCAGCUGCAGUAUCUGGUAUCGCCAUGAAUUGGAAGUACUGUAGGACAGAAAAAGGCUGGGAAUGCUCUCUUAAUUUUGACUUACAGAAAUUAAGUUGUAGCACUGAUACCAAUAAGAAAGUAGCCAGACAAAAAGCAGCCGCUGUUGCAUUAGAAAAAUUACAAAAACACUGCUAUACAGUUAAGGUUAAAAAAGACAUAUGUGCAAAAGUAACCGUAACGACAGAAGAACUAAUGUCUCAGGAAUCUCUCUCCAAUGAUGAUUUGAAAGUAUCUAAUUGCAUUGGGAAAAAUAUGAUGAAAAUGAUGGGCUGGACUGGCGGUGGUCUUGGAAAAUCCGAACAGGGUAUUGUGGACCCCAUGUGUGUCAUGGUUAAAACGCAAAUAAAUCGAGAAGGUCUUGGCUUGAAAAAAAAUUCUUAUACGGAGAAUGAAAUAAAAAUCAAAUGUCGAAAAUUAUUUAAAGAGCUCUUACAAAUGGAUACUUAUUCGGGAAACGACAUUGUGUUUUUGGAUUUUCCUAAAGAAGAUAGAGUCGUGAUUCAUCAAAUUGCACGAACAAUGGGUCUUAAAUCACGUAGUCAAGGUAAGGAUUCACGAAAACUGAUAGUCUCAAGUAAAGUCAAUAUAUGGAGUUUGGUCAGAGAAUUAAACAAUCUUGGUGGAGUUACCGAAAAGUACGAAUUGGUGAAACCGACUGAUAAAGAAUUCAUUUCAUUACCAACUUCUACUUGUAUAUAAAAAAUGAAGAUAUUAUAUAUGUAUAUUUAAAGUAUUUAAACGAUAUCAUCUGUGACAUUGAUGUAGUAGCAUAA
Cyphomyrmex costatus is the source of this 1563-nucleotide messenger RNA. Its product is annotated as NF-kappa-B-repressing factor. The coding region runs from base 98 to 1489 and encodes 463 amino acids. The transcript has 8 exons. NCBI's taxonomy places the organism in Eukaryota, Metazoa, Arthropoda, Insecta, Hymenoptera, Formicidae. The record is from RefSeq and is a predicted model, not a curated record. Gene Ontology annotation, molecular function: nucleic acid binding.